Molecule: messenger RNA, 975 nt
Organism: Juglans microcarpa x Juglans regia
Lineage: Eukaryota; Viridiplantae; Streptophyta; Magnoliopsida; Fagales; Juglandaceae
Exons: 1
Coding region: 1-975 (324 amino acids)
Source: RefSeq, a predicted model, not a curated record
AUGGCAAUACCUUUGCCUCCAAAGUUCAAGGUUCCUUCGAUAGAUCUAUAUGAUGGCUCCAAAGAUCCUGUGGAGCAUCUUGAAACUUUUAAAACUCAUAUGACGCUCCACGGAUUUUCAGGGGAAAUUGCAUGUAUGACUUUCCCUUUGACCUUAAAGGGAUCAGCAAGAGCUUGGUUUGGAGCAUUACAGUUGGGAUUCAUAGACAACUUCGAUGAACUAGGCCGGCAAUUCUUGACCCAAUUCAUGGCAAGUAGAAGGUGUAGGAGGUCAAUCGCGUAUUUGUUAACCGUGAAACAAAGAGAAGAUGAAAGUUUGAAGGCGUACUCGACACAUUUUAAUAACGAAAAUAUGACAGCCAAUGAUCAAGAUGAGAAGAUCAUGCUGGCGGCAUUACUCGGAGGUAUUUGGCCGAUGAGCCUUUUCAUGGCCGAAUUAGCUAGGAAGAUCCCUUUCACGUUACAAGAAUUCAUGGACAGGGCUGAUGACUUCGUUAAUGCUGAAAACACACUUAUCGCCCUAACUACCCGAUUUGAAAGAAAAAGCGAACGAGAAUUGAAAGGAAGUCAGAAGAAAGACCGAGAAGCAGGUCAGAAGGUGAGGAGGGACCAGCAAGAAAUGAGACGCGAUAAUAAUUUAAGAAGACAUUAUAGCGAUUACGUGCACUACUCCAGUGCGCAUAGCCAGGAUAAGGCAAAAGAGGAAGGGCAGGACGACAACAACGGACGACAAACCGAGAAGUAUUGUACCUAUCACAAAACAAGAGGGCAUAGAAUCGAGGAUUGCCAUAAUUUGAAGCAGAAAAUUGAAGAUAUGAAAGAUAACGACGAGUUGGAGCGCCUGGUCGCCCAGAAUGCUACCCCCGCAAGGCGAACAAACGACCAAAAACUCGAGCACAAAAAAGGGACAAGUGAGAGCCCUAGGCGACGGCAAUCACUAAAAGGAGGAAGGAGGCCACAGGAACCUCGUGUUUGA